AUGCCUUCGAUGUCCAAGGACAAGCGUGGAUCACGUCGAGUUCGGGUCUCAGAAAAUCGCGGUUUGUCCAGCAAAUCACAACCGAUCCCCAUACCAACUGCUCGGGUCCCUCUGUCUCGGUUAAAUGGAAAUCGCGGAUCUACCGCGGAGGGGAUUAGACCCAAUCGGGAAAAUCUAGGCACAACUGUGCCUGAUCAGAAUACAAACGGAAAUACUGUCAAUCCGGAGGGGAAUGCAUCGAAUCGGCGAAACUCUUCAGCAUCUAAAACGCAGUCAGAAUAUCUACUCAUUUGUCCGGAGUUUCCUGAACGCUGUGAGCCAUAA
Molecule: messenger RNA, 324 nt
Organism: Echinostoma caproni
Lineage: Eukaryota; Metazoa; Platyhelminthes; Trematoda; Plagiorchiida; Echinostomatidae
Source: the annotation of a GenBank genome assembly